Messenger RNA from Eucalyptus grandis, 635 nucleotides. RefSeq names its product non-specific lipid-transfer protein 2. Gene Ontology annotation, biological process: lipid transport. The record is from RefSeq and is a predicted model, not a curated record. Lineage: Eukaryota; Viridiplantae; Streptophyta; Magnoliopsida; Myrtales; Myrtaceae.
CACAACAUACGCCCCCACCAACCUCUCCAGUCCCCACGCGCUCUCUCCCCUGAUUUCAAUCUCCUUUCCACUUCGCUUCCCUCUGAAGAUCAUGGCCAAGCCAUCCGAUCCCUCCCCAUCUCCACGGUUGCUUGCGGCCGCUCUCGUGGCGGUGCUUGUGCUUCUCUCGCCAGAUCAGGCCCAAGUAGCGGAAGCGGUGACGUGCAGCGCCACGGAGCUGAGCUCGUGUGUCUCCGCAAUCACGUCGUCCGCGCCUCCGGCGCUGUGCUGUAGCAAGCUGCGAGAGCAGAGGCCGUGCCUCUGCGGGUACAUCAGGAAUCCGAAUCUGCGGCAGUAUGUCACCUCACCCAACGCCAAGCGGGUUGCGCGCACCUGCGGCGUCCCGUACCCGACGUGCUAAGUCUCCGGAACUGGGAACCUCCACGUUCGAUGCCGAGAGAAUACGAAGAUAAGGACGAGUAUGGUUUACUAGUUAAAUAAGUUGAAAUAAAGAGACGAGCAAGAUUGCCGGAGAGCAAUCUGAUUGCAAUCAGAUGAUGUUGCAAUGAUCUAUAUAGUUGUACUCUAUGAAGUGAAACCCUUAUUUGGUGUUCUACAAUUUGGUGUGCUUUAAAAUUAGUUUAAUUUUUUCUUUA